Messenger RNA from Hordeum vulgare subsp. vulgare (domesticated barley), 1155 nucleotides. Its product is annotated as endo-1,3;1,4-beta-D-glucanase-like. The transcript has 7 exons. Gene Ontology annotation, molecular function: hydrolase activity. The coding region runs from base 17 to 928 and encodes 303 amino acids. The record is from RefSeq and is a predicted model, not a curated record. NCBI's taxonomy places the organism in Eukaryota, Viridiplantae, Streptophyta, Magnoliopsida, Poales, Poaceae.
CAACAAUGAAUAAUUCAUGCCACCAACCGCAGGCUGCACGGAAUCAUCACCGGCAUACAAGCGCACGCAAAGGUACAGCGCAGGCCAACGCAGACACCACGAGCUCGAAGCAUCCAGCCUCCGCUAUUGCAGGACCAUGGCUCCGCGCGCAUUGCUCUACCCGGGCCUCCUCUGCCUCCUCGCCGUGCUGGCCAGCGGCGCCGCCGCCGCCGAACCUCACUCGCAGUGCACGGACAACCCGCCGGACCUCACCGCCGGCGGCAACGAGACCGGCGCGGUCGUCGACGACCUGGCCGGCUUCAAGGCCUACGUCACCGGCGACGCCAAAUCCCACAGGGCCGUCGUCCUGGCCUCCGAUUUCUACGGAUUCCAAGCGCCAUUGUUGAGGAAAAUUGCCGACAAAGUCGGUGAAGCUGGAUACUACGUUGUGGUGCCCGACUUCUUCAAUGGACAACCUUAUACGGACGGGGCAAACAGAACAGAAUGGUUCCUGGCCCACUCUCCGGUAAAAGCCGCUCAAGAUGCUAAACCAAUCUUCGCAGCAUUGAAGAAGGAGAAGAGGUCUUAUGUUGGAGUUGGGGGCUAUUGUUGGGGCGGGAAAUUUGCGGUGGAGGUGGCGAAAACAAACGAGGUAGAAGCAAUUGUCAUCUCACAUCCUUCAGCAGUCACCACUGACGAUAUGAAAGAGAUCAAGUCCCCCAUAGAGAUUCUUGGAGCUGAGAAUGACGCCGUUACGCCACCAGCAUUAGUAGAUCAGCUUGUGGAGACCUUGCAUCAAAGAAAUCAGAUCCAAUACUAUGCAAAGAUCUUUCCAGAAGUUGCCCAUGGCUUCGCUUGCAGAUACAAUGUUACCAACCCGUUCGCAGUCAAGACCGCUGAACAGGCUCUUGGCUUAAUGCUCGGCUGGUUCCACAAAUACUUGAAAUGAGAACACCUCCUCAAGCAAGCCAUGUACAAUUUGUACAUCCAAAUAUAUUUUUCUUGCAUUCGUGUGUAAGCUUACAUAAUGAGAUAUGCAAAUAAUUUGGCUACAAUAUGUGUGCUUUACCUUGUAAUCUCUUCACAUUGCUAUGCCGUUUAUCCAAAAUAAUGCCCGGGACUUGAGCUUGUCUGAAAUAAUGAAAAAAUAGGAUGAUUAUAUUUGCUACAUAUUCA